Ruditapes philippinarum (Manila clam) is the source of this 1651-nucleotide messenger RNA. RefSeq names its product condensin-2 complex subunit D3-like. The record is from RefSeq and is a predicted model, not a curated record. The transcript is spliced from 12 exons. Lineage: Eukaryota; Metazoa; Mollusca; Bivalvia; Venerida; Veneridae. The coding region runs from base 26 to 1651 and encodes 541 amino acids.
ACAUGGUUGUAAAAAGGCGCUCAUUAUGAAUAAAGUAAACAAAAACGAUAUAUUCAGGAUUUUAGGUUUGACACCUUUAACAAAGUUGUCAGAAGAAUGGGUGACAUCUGUAUUUGACUCAAACUUCGUAGAUGCUGAAGAUAUUGAUGAAGAAGUAUUUCAAGAUACAGAUCAUAGUACGCUGGUUGAUGCAUUAAAGAGUCUUUUACCAUGUCUUGACCUCUGGAUUGAAAACGAAUCAGAGGAAUGUUUGUGGGUAUGCCUGACUGAGAAUGAUAUAUCAUUGAAGGCAAUUGUAGUGUUUUUGGCUCACCUGAUUAUUGUUGGUCACAAGAAAUCAGCAGAUGUAUCACAGAAAGAGUUGGGUAUCCUAGCAGGACGUACAUAUUGUAAACUGUCACAAGUACAGGGAAGCUGGUCCUACUUCAUAUUUCAACUUGAAGUCUAUCAGAAAACUAUAGAUUACCUCAAACAGUUUAUUGUCCUUGGUUCAUCCAAGUCAACUAAGAGGAAGAGAAAGAGUUUAACUCCUGCUAAAGGAAAGAGAAGUUCAAAAUCUAGACACAAACAGAAAAGUACUGACACAUCAAUUGAGGAUUUUGAUGGCAGUCUGGAUGCAGACAGCAGAGAUGACGAUAAUGAAUUGGCUCCGCAAGAAAUUGCCAGUCUCCGGAAAAAUCUACAUGCUCUCCUUGUUGAUGUUGUUGCCUUCCUUGAGAAGUUUUCACUACGUCAGGCAGUGUCCAUGGCAUACUACAGUGUGGAGAUUAUUACCCCUUUGACAAGACACGAGACAGAAACGUUUGAUGGAAAUUUUGAUUCUAGUGUGUCAAGGUCACGGCAGUCCAUUCCAGCGCUAGCAUAUAAGUGUCUACAAGCCUUGUGUGGUCAACACCAUGGUCAUGUCAGAUCAAUCAUUAACUCUGUUUUUAAGCACCUGAUGCCAAAUUUAGUUAUGUUGGUAGAUAUGAAACCUGUUCAAACAGUAACAAAACAAAUCACAGUGACACAGGACCAUGCAGCCAACUUUGUCUGUAUUUUGAUAAAGCAAUGUGGAGAGAAAGCACUGGAGAAUGUUCGAACACUGAUACAACAUAUGUGUGUGGAGGUGACUGAUCGUGCAGAGUAUCGAACCCGGGUCACUCAAACUAUUGUUGGAAUAACAAAGGAAAUGCCCAAUGAAAGUUACAGCAAACUUGUGAGAUGGUUUCACAAACUCUCUAGGAAUACCCAGAUUAACAUUCUAAAAGCCAUACAAUGGUUUUAUGCGGCACGGAAAGAUGUAACACCGACGUGUAUCCAGAAUUGUUUUAGAAAGGCUGGAUUUAUGAAUCAAGCACAGCAUGAAAUGAAUGCGACCCCGCAGGGGCAUGUUUCCGAUUCGUCUGACACAGACGAGUUUGAGGACGAUGACAUUCCGCUGGCUGAAUUGGCAUCGAAAUGGAAUCGCCUUAGAGUAUUCAGUGACAUAGACAAAAACAUUUCUUUUGAUGAUUACAUAAAUGCCGAUGAGAAUGUUGUCUCCGUUGAGCAGAAGUCCGAUAGCGAUAUAAUAGCGGAGGUACAGCAAAAAUUGAAACCCGCAGAAACCCUGUCGCAGAGUGACGAAGAGAGUGACUCUGAGACUGUUGAUGACCCCCACCCACCAUGA